Messenger RNA from Pipistrellus nathusii (Nathusius's pipistrelle), 480 nucleotides. Lineage: Eukaryota; Metazoa; Chordata; Mammalia; Chiroptera; Vespertilionidae. The record is from the annotation of a GenBank genome assembly.
AUGGAGCCUCCGGAAGGCGCCCGCCCGGAAGAAAUAGUUAAGGAGAUUGAGGUGCCACUGGCCGCCCUGGAUGCCCCAACCCCUGGGACAGGGGACAGUGGCCACUUGCCCGUGGCCGAGGAGGAGGAGGUGGGAACCCCAAUACCGGCACCAGGGUUCCUGCAGGUCACAGAGCGGAGGCAGCCACUCAGCAGUGUGUCCUCCCUCGAGGUGCACUUUGACCUCCUGGACCUCACUGAGCUGACCGACAUGUCCGACCAGGAACUGGCCGAGGUCUUUGCUGACUCCGAUGAUGAGAACCUGACCAGUGAAUCGCCAGCUGGCCUGCACCCACUGCCCCGGGCCGGCUGUCUGCGGUCCCCAUCCUGGACUCGGACCAGGGCCGAGCAGAACCGCGAGAAGCAGCACCUCAGCGACCCUGAGCGGCAGCCAGCGAUUGUGGACACGUUUCUCACUGUGGAGAGGCCCAAAGAGAACUAG